Messenger RNA from Purpureocillium lilacinum, 504 nucleotides. The record is from RefSeq and is a predicted model, not a curated record. Lineage: Eukaryota; Fungi; Ascomycota; Sordariomycetes; Hypocreales; Ophiocordycipitaceae.
AUGGAAGAGAGAGUGACAUGUAUUUGCCGGCAUUGUCUGGUUGAGAAAUACACACAAACCAGCCCUCUACGUCUCGAUUUCGCCGUGUCCGCCGUUGGUGACGUAUCUGUCAAGCAUGACUGUGACCAGAUCGCUGGCGACACACCCUCCCAGCGGGACCUUCCCCAGCAUGAAGUGGCAGGGUGCCCCUCGUCCGACGCAGGUGACACGCCAUCGGGCAGGUUGAUUGCCACGUAUAAAGCCGGGCGGGCGCCCUGCGACCCCUCCUCGAAACCCUCCUCUUUCACUGCUCUUGAUCCUGACUCGUCGGUGCCAAAACAUUGUCCGGAUAAGCCAGACGACCGGAGAAACUCCAGCGACGAUGCACCAAACGAUACACGGUCCGAGCGACGAAGACGGCCUCCAGAGUGCUGCAGACUGCCUCGCGGGAGCGAAGAAGGUCGUGGUUCUGAUGGGCGCCGGCGUCAGCACAGCUGCACAUAUUCCGGUAGGCAUGCAGUCUGA